This is a messenger RNA of Aspergillus tanneri, 189 nucleotides long. RefSeq lists its product as uncharacterized. Bases 1 to 189 code for a protein of 62 amino acids. The record is from RefSeq and is a predicted model, not a curated record. NCBI's taxonomy places the organism in Eukaryota, Fungi, Ascomycota, Eurotiomycetes, Eurotiales, Aspergillaceae. The transcript is spliced from 2 exons.
AUGAAUCCGAAUCCGAAUCCUUAUGACUUAAAGCUCUUGGAUAAUCUUGAUCCACGUGUUGAUCGCAAACAUGAAACCCAUCGGUCCCGGUCUACUGGCCAUGGCUCCAGCUCCGGAUACGGAAAUAAUGCCACUCAGUCGGCAACUAUGGCUCUUAGAAUGCUCCAUCUGGUGUCCAUGUGGUUCUAA